Messenger RNA from Amborella trichopoda, 2272 nucleotides. RefSeq lists its product as uncharacterized. Lineage: Eukaryota; Viridiplantae; Streptophyta; Magnoliopsida; Amborellales; Amborellaceae. The record is from RefSeq and is a predicted model, not a curated record.
GAGCCAUUUAGAUAGAUAGAGAUAGAAGCCAGAGAAAAAGGCCAGAGCAAAAGAAGUCAUUUUCAGGGUUUUUCUUUCUCUAGGGCAGGUAGGCGGUCACCUCCAUUGUAGUAGCAGUGAGAGAGGGAGUGGGGAAAAGAAAAAAUGGAGAGGAAACAGGGGUUCUUCUCCGCUCUCAAAGAAGAAGUGGUGAGAGGCCUCUCCCCUGGCAGAAUCCGGGCAAAGAGUCCUGCCCGCAGCACCUCUCCGAUGUCUGGCCUCCUCCGCCGCCACAAGAAGUCCAGCAGCAGCAGCAGCGGCGGUGUCCAGCACAACCAGGCGGCUGUUGACUCAGUCCUGAUGGCGCGGUCGGGGAGCAUGAGGCCGGUUGGGGAGACGCUAACCCCGCUGAUGGAAGGGCCUGAUGCCGAAGGCUGCGAAGGAGAGGGGAGGAAGGAAGGAUGGGGGCAUUGGAUGAAGGGUCAGCUUUCGAGGACACCUUCUGUGUCUUCCACUUACAAUAAGAGAUCGGAUCUGCGACUACUUUUGGGGGUGAUGGGGGCGCCGCUCGCUCCUGUUCAUGUUAGUACUAUGGAUCCGCUCCCUCAUCUCAGUAUCAAGGAUACCCCCAUUGAAACAUCUUCUGCUCAGUAUAUACUGCAACAAUACACGGCUGCAUCCGGGGGCUCAAGGUUGCAGGGCUCGGUUAGAAAUGCUUAUGCAAUGGGAAAGGUGAAAAUGAUAGCUUCUGAAUUUGAGACCGCAACCAAAGUCAUGAAGAAUCGCAAUGCCGGAAAAGCAGCAGAGUCCGGUGGCUUUGUGUUGUGGCAAAUGAUGCCUGAUAUGUGGUAUGUUGAGCUAGCAGUGGGUGGAAGCAAGGUUCAUGCUGGCUGCAACGGAAAGCUCGUUUGGAGACACACUCCAUGGCUUGGUGCCCAUGCAGCUAAAGGUCCUGUUAGACCCUUACGUCGGGCUCUUCAGGGCUUGGAUCCAAGGACCACGGCGAGCAUGUUUGCUGAUGCUCGAUGCAUUGGAGAGAAACAAGUCGACGGUGAAGAUUGCUUCAUCCUCAAGCUCUGUGCGGACCCACAAACACUCAAAGCUCGUAGCGAGGGACCUGCAGAGAUCAUUAGGCAUGUACUUUUUGGCUACUUCAGCCAAAGGACAGGGCUCCUUGUUCACAUGGAGGACUCCCAUCUCACCCGGAUCCAAUCUAAUGGUGCAGGUGAUGCCGUAUACUGGGAGACCACCAUAAACUCAUUUCUCAGUGACUAUAGACCAGUUGAGGGGAUCAUGAUCGCACACUCCGGCCGGUCCAUAGUCACGCUCUUUAGGUUUGGUGAAAUGGCAAUGAGCCACACAAAGACUAGAAUGGAAGAGGUCUGGACUAUAGAAGAGGUCGCUUUCAAUGUGCCUGGACUAUCAAUUGACUGUUUCAUACCACCGGCUGAUAUAAGAUGUGGGUCCAUUAGUGAAGCUUGUGAGCUUCCUCAUGGAGAGAGAGGCAAAUCAAUGGCAGCUGCCGCAGCUGCUCACAGAUCAAAGGUUGCCGCCUUAGAGAAAAGGCAUGAAAGCAAUGUUGACAACAUCAUAUGGAGGGUGGAGGUCUGACCUUGAGAAGAAGCAAGCUGUUUAUAUCACUAGUUUUCUCUUCUUUUCUUUCUUAAUUUGAUUUACUGACACAAUAGGUAGGGAGGAGUUUGAAGGAUUUUGGAGCUGAUUUUAGGCUUGGUCUUGCUGUAAAUAGAGCAUAAUCAUUCAUCUUUCUCACUCUUGAGGGGAUGAGAUUUGGUGAAUUUUUAUACUCUGAAGAAGUUCAGGGUGGAUGGGGGUUUGUUUUUUUGAGUGUACCUUCCAUGCCUGAGGGGAAUGGUGGUGAGGUGAAGGGAACUGUUCACUCUCACACACACAUACACCUCUUGCUUUGCUUACUCUUGGAGAGUAUUGCAAAUACUGGCUAGCUGUGCUGACCAUAAAUUAUAGAACUGUUUGUUGAUUUUAUUGUUAAGUUACUGCUAACUACGACUACUAGCGUGAGGAGAAAGGAGGAAGAAGAGGCACACAGCACACAAGGACCUGCUGUUUGUUUCAAGACAGUGUGUGACUUUUUCUUUUUCUUUUUUUUUUGGUUUUUUUUUGUUGGUAUUUGGAGUUUUACUGCGUGUCAGAUUGGUGGCAUCUUUCAGUGUGUGCUUCUUUGUUGGGCCCACAAAGACGAAAGGCUUUUUUUCUAUUUUUGACCAAUUGGAAGGAAAGAGAAAUGAGAACAAAGCAAAUGCCACUUUUUUACCAA